Messenger RNA from Stylophora pistillata, 629 nucleotides. Its product is annotated as centrosomal protein of 78 kDa. Gene Ontology annotation, cellular component: ciliary basal body; centrosome. Lineage: Eukaryota; Metazoa; Cnidaria; Anthozoa; Scleractinia; Pocilloporidae. The record is from RefSeq and is a predicted model, not a curated record. Gene Ontology annotation, molecular function: protein binding. Gene Ontology annotation, biological process: cilium organization.
CGUUGGAGUAAAAAACCAAAAUGUUAUGUUAUUAGUUGGAAUUUUCUCUCGUAUGGAAUAUUUUUUCUUGACGUUUGAGGGUAGAUCUGCAACUGCCUAACAGUUUUUCUAUCGUGGAUGUCAUGCAAAUCGCUAGAAAGUUCCUUGGGGCUGCACUGUUGUGAUCCCUUGGCAAAAGCGCGCCAGAUAUGGCCAUGAUUGAGACAGUCCGUCAGAGACAGAAGAACUCCGUUGACUUCGCAUCUUGCUACGAUAAUCUGUGUGCUUUGCAGAACUCUUGUCCUCUGGGAUCAAUCACUGCGAACCUAGAUGAACUCAUCAUUGAUUGCAAUGCCGAUCGGAUCCGCCAUUCGGACUGGACGCCGAUCUUGAACGCGCUAAAGAUCAACAAGACUUUAAAAAGUGUCGCAUUCAGGAGUUAUUGGCAGCAAACGCUUUAUCCAGAUGAAGAAGUAACAGAGCAACGUUUACAAGCACUGAGGAAGAAAGCACCUGCAAUCCGCAGCAAGGAUAUCACAUACAGGGUCUGCAGGGCAGUUAAAGAGUGUUUAGCUGUUACAGAGAAUCUGACUUCUUUGAAUUUUGAAGGAAUUCCGCUGAGAGAAAGAGACCUGACAUGCCUGGCAAAG